GCGUUUAGGCUUCCGAACACAGCAUCCGGCCAAUCUACCGACAUCUCCUCCUGCAAACACUCAGGGUGACUUCCAUCUCGAUUGGCGGCAGCUUCUCCCGACUCCAUACCAAACUUUGGAGGACCGGUUUAUCUUGUCGUAUAUUUCUUCGCAUCUUGGAGCACUCUCAUCACAUUGGGGCAUCCUUGUAUCGAAGCCGGACUUAGGGCUACGAGGCUCAUGCCGAACAAGUCAUGGUCGAGAAGCCCCCAAAUGAACACGAAAGUUUGUCUUAAAAAGAGGGAGCUUUAUCCAUGUGGUAUCGGAAUUUCUUCACUCAUAGCUCAAAGUGUUUCAUACAAACUUUCAAGAUGCAUCUUGCCAAGCAUCUCAUUUCAUUGGCUUUCCUCCAACUUGCAUCGAGUGCCGCCGUAACGUGUAGUAACCCCCCUGUCCGCAAAGAAUGGAGAGAACUGAGCCAUCAGGAGAAGAAGGAAUACCUCGAUGCCCUUCACUGCUGGACGACUCUUGACUCCAUCUCUGGCCUGGACGGUGCCGUCAACCGCUUCGAUGAUUUUCAGGCUGCUCACUCCGACCAGACCCCAAGUAUCCACUGGGUGGGUCACUUCGCCCUCUGGCAUCGAUACUUUGUCGCUUCCUACGAGAAGGCUCCUGGGGAGGAAUGUGGAUACGCUGGUGCCCAGCCAUACUGGAACUGGUCGCUGGAUGCCUCGACGGACAUCGAGUCCACUGCCAUCUUUGAAAGUGAUAUCUCGAUGCAUGCCACGGUUUUGGUGCUGCGUCACGCUGGCGGCGGCUGCCUCAAGCGUGAUUUUAUUCCAUGGACCAUGAACACUUUCGCUCAGCAGAGCCUGGUCGACCACGUCCAGAGCCAGCUCGACUAUACCUCGUUCGCUCGUGCCCUCGAAAACAUUCCCGCUUUCACCGAGCCUAAUAUUCAUGGUAGCGGGCACUUGGUGUCGCUGGUGUUCUUGGGACAAUUGGGAACCAAUAUGAGAGUCCUGGUGACCCCCUCUUCUACCUUCACCACGGGCAACCUCGACCGCAUCCUUUCGGAAUGGCAACAGCAGGACCUCGAAACACGCCUACACCAGGUCGGCGGCCCCAUCGAGCCCAUGGACUACAGCGGCGCAAACGUUACGCUUGACUUUACUGUGAAUAUUGGUGCGCUCGCCGGAGACGCGACCCUUGAGCAGCUGCUGGACACCCGUGGUGAUGUUCUUUGCUACACGUACAACACCGCUUAAGUAUAUUAACAACGUGUCUUCAUUUCUUAGAAAUCCUUCGAGUCUUCCCGGUCUCUGCAUGACUGC
Messenger RNA from Aspergillus calidoustus, 1313 nucleotides. NCBI's taxonomy places the organism in Eukaryota, Fungi, Ascomycota, Eurotiomycetes, Eurotiales, Aspergillaceae. The record is from the annotation of a GenBank genome assembly.